This is a messenger RNA of Eruca vesicaria subsp. sativa (arugula), 843 nucleotides long. Lineage: Eukaryota; Viridiplantae; Streptophyta; Magnoliopsida; Brassicales; Brassicaceae. The record is from the annotation of a GenBank genome assembly.
AUGGGUCUCAAGGCUUCCUCUUCUCUACUCUGUCUCACCAUCUUAUUAGGUGUUUCUUCCAUUGUAUCAGCAGUUAACAUAACCCGAGCACUCGAGAAAUACCCUGAAUUCAGCACCAUGGUCGAGCUUUUCGGUAAGACCGAGCUCGCACCAAUUAUCAACAAACGUCAGACAAUUACCGUGCUGGCUCUUAGCAACGAUGCUAUCGGUUCCAUUUCUGGUAGACCCGAGGAGGAGCUCAAGAACGUUCUUAUGAAUCAUGUGGUUCUUGAUUACUUUGAUGAGCUCAAGCUCAAGGCUCUCAAGGACAGGAGCACAUUGCUCACUACCCUUUACCAAUCUACUGGUUUGGGCCAACAGCAAAACGGUUUCCUAAACUGCACUAAAACUAACGGAAAGAUUUACUUCGGGUCUGGUGUGAAAGGCGCUCCUCUAACUGCUGAAUACAUCACAACCGUAUUCCGCAACCCGUAUAAUCUUUCUGUGAUCCAAAUCAGCAUGCCCAUUGUGGCUCCUGGACUCGGAUCUCCGGUUAAGGUUCCUCCACCACCACCCAUGUCAUCACCACCGUCUCCAUCUCCCAAGAAGGCUGCAGUCACUCCAGCUCCUGGACCAGCUGAGGAGGAGGAUUACGCAGAUUCUCCUCCAGGCGCAGCUCCAGAAACCGCACCUGCAUCAGCCCCAUCAGAAGAUGGUUCUCCUGCUCCGGCUCCAGGGAAUGCUGGUAAGAAGAAAAUGGCAGCAGCUGAUGAAGUUGAACCACCUACUUCUGCUUCUAACACCGGUUUGACUUUUGGUGCUGUUCUCGUUCUCGGGUUUGUGGCUAGUUUUGCUGGGUUCUAA